UUAGCAAAUGUCUGAAAUUUACGUUGGACAAACAAAACGACCAACGGUUUUUUUUCAAGCUAUCAAAAUAACCGCGAACGCUGCAUUCAUCAGAUUGUUAAAUUUAUCCAAAAUUUAGCCGCUUAAGAACUAUCGGCUGAGUUGCUGCCUGCCGUGCUGAUAAGACAAUCAGCGAUAAAGCGCUGCUGUCUCUGCCACUGCCGUUUGCUAUUUGCUGCUUGCUAACAUGUUGCUGCAGCUUUGUUGAUUUAACAGGUAUAUAAAGCUAUGUACGUUAACUACCUAUAAACGCACCAAAACAACGGCUGGGCUACAUAGUAAACUGACGGCAGGCAGUAGACGCUCACAAAAAAACAAGCGAACACCGCGCAGACAUAAACGAAAGUAAAAUUUUAAAUGUCACCAGCUUGAUAAGAAAAGUAGUUCAUUUAUAUUGAUUUUGGAAUUUAGUCUCUGUUGUGGGUAAUCGCAGCACGUUAUCUUCGUAGACGGUGUGUUAUUGUGUGCGUGUGUCUUAGUAAGACGGUAGCGCGCAAGCGCUCCACGCACCUUAACAAACGACUACACACACAAACUGUUAUCAAUUACAACGCGCAAUGUCACACGGCAUAGUGAGCGGCGGAGCAGGAGCAGCAGCAGCAGCAGUCGUCGAUAGCAGUAGCCUAAACGCACAAUCCGCCACCACAGAAUAUCGCGAAGUACACUGGACGUCGAAUGUCAUGGACUCCUCACGCGUAUCCACAUGUCUCAUUUCAAUGCUGUUAAUCGUUUAUGGCAGCUUUCGUAGUCUGAAUAUUGAACAGGAGGCACGUGAACGCGAACAAAAGAAACGUAAUGAAUCGAUGAUGAAUCUGAUAACUGGAGAACCGGUGGAGCAGGAGACAAACAAAUUUGCGACGCUGGAUACAAUGCAUGCAUUGUGCUUGCCGUUAGGUGCUUCCGUAUCGCUGCUAGUUAUGUUCUUCUUCUUCGAUUCCAUGCAAUUACUUUUCGCCGUUUGUACAGCAAUUAUUGCCACGGUAGCUUUAGCUUUCCUUCUGUUGCCCAUGUGCCAGUACAUCAUACGGCCAUGCACCGACGGCAAUCGCAUAUCGUUCGGCAUAUGUGGCCGUUUUACCGCAGCUGAGCUCUUUAGUUUUGCACUCUCUGUGUCAAUUGUAUGUGUUUGGGUACUCACCGGUCAUUGGCUGCUAAUGGAUGCGAUGGGUAUGGGUUUAUGCGUAGCGUUCAUUGCUUUUGUACGCUUGCCAAGCCUCAAGGUGUCUACUCUCUUGCUAACCGGGCUGCUGAUCUACGAUGUCUUUUGGGUAUUCUUUUCAUCGUAUAUCUUUAGCACGAAUGUAAUGGUUAAGGUGGCCACCAGGCCCGCCGAUAAUCCGGUGGGUAUUGUGGCGAGAAAACUGAAUUUAGGGGGCAUAGUGAAGGAACCACCGAAACUUAACUUGCCAGGAAAACUGGUUUUUCCAAGCAUACACAACAGUGGGCAUUUUUCCAUGCUAGGUUUAGGCGAUAUUGUGAUGCCGGGGUUGCUGUUGUGUUUUGUAUUGCGUUAUGAUGCUUAUAAGAAAUCGCAAGGCAUUACCACAGAUCCGACGUUACAGCCACCGAAAGGAGUCGGCUCGAGGCUCACAUACUUUCACUGUUCCUUGUUGGGCUACUUCCUUGGCCUACUCACCGCUACCGUAAGCUCGGAAAUUUUCAAGGCAGCACAACCGGCAUUACUGUACCUGGUGCCGUUUACGUUACUGCCUCUACUGACCAUGGCUUAUCUCAAGGGUGACUUGCGGCGCAUGUGGAGUGAGCCGUUUAUAACACAACAACCAUCAAAGCAACUGGAAGUCUGAGUGCUAUUCGACACUACUUUCUUUGGAUUACGUUUAACGAGUGAACGUUUAUA
This is a messenger RNA of Rhagoletis zephyria (snowberry fruit fly), 1897 nucleotides long. RefSeq names its product signal peptide peptidase-like protein (gene SppL). Gene Ontology annotation, cellular component: cytoplasmic side of endoplasmic reticulum membrane; Golgi-associated vesicle membrane; lumenal side of endoplasmic reticulum membrane. The record is from RefSeq and is a predicted model, not a curated record. Gene Ontology annotation, biological process: membrane protein proteolysis. Gene Ontology annotation, molecular function: aspartic endopeptidase activity, intramembrane cleaving. Lineage: Eukaryota; Metazoa; Arthropoda; Insecta; Diptera; Tephritidae.